GGCACUGCGGAUUGAGGAGAGAGGAGAGCCUCCGACUGACACUUUACUACUACCAAGCGUGCUGACAAACCGACUGGCCGCCUGCCUGGCCGAAUCUGCAUCCAGGGAAUCCCGGGCACACAACGCCCUUUGGGAAUACACAGCGAACAUGUCAAGGAAUCACAGGACGCCUCUGAAAAAUACCGACAAUCUGGUGGAGGUGAAGAGCAAAUUCGAGGCGGAGUACCGUCGCUUCGCCCUGAAGCGGAGCAAUGGCGGCUUCGAGGAGUUCUACAAGCUGCUGCAGACGGUGCACCGCAUCCCCGGAGUCGACCUGCUGCUAGGAUACGCUGACGUCCACGGCGACCUGCUGCCAAUCAACAACGACGACAACUUCCACAAGGCCGUGACCUCGGCCAAUCCGCUGCUCCGAAUCAUCAUCACGAGGAGAGAUGAGGACGAGCCAAUCGUGUUUGCCACCAACUCGCUGCAGCGGAACAAGAAGAAGGUGUUGCCAGGUCUGCGCCCGGCGCCGCAAAAAUCUUCCAAGCAGCAGCUGACCAUCGGGAUGCCGCGCGACUUCCGCCAGAUCUCGUCCAUCAUCGACGUCGACAUCCUGCCCGAGACGCACCGUCGCGUACGCCUCCACAAGCACGGCACCAACAAGCCACUGGGAUUCUACAUUCGCGACGGAGUGAGUGUGCGUGUGACGCCGCAGGGUGUGGAGAAGCUUCCGGGCGUGUUCAUCUCGCGGCUGGUGCGCGGCGGCCUGGCUGAGAGCACGGGGUUGCUGGCCGUCAACGACGAGAUACUGGAGGUCAACGGCAUCAACGUGGCCGGCAAGAGCCUGGACCAGGUGACGGACAUGAUGGUGGCCAACAGCCACAACCUCAUCGUCACGGUGAAGCCGGCCAACCAGCGCAACAACGUGGUCCACCGCGGCAGCAAGGCCUCGUUGGCGGGCGGGGGAGGGGGUGCCCGCUCGGCCGAUUCGGGGGGCUCCACGGUCUCCCAGGACUCCGCCCCUAGCCCCACCUCCCAGACCGUCAGCCAGUACAGCAACAGCAACAGCGUCGCCGAGGGCGACAGCGACGACGACGGCGACCUGAUCAUCGAGAGCGACAGCCUGCCCGUCUACACGCCCCACCGCAGCCUGCUCCCCAACGGCAACAGCGGUAGUCACGACAACGGCGACAACGGCAACAACGGCCCCGCCACCCUGCCCCGCACGCACCGGCCCAUCCCGCAGAGCGUCUCGUUGCCGAGCAACAGCUCCCUGUCGGACAGCAAGGCGUCGCUGAGCUCCUUGACCACGCCCACCCACAACGGCAGCCGAUCGCCCUCCAAGACCAGCAGCAGCCAGGAGAGCAUGCGGGAGGACGGCAACUUCAUCACGCUCUGAGGAGGACGCACCCCCUGUCACCACGACAACGACACACAAACAAACAAAGCAAACAAGCAAGCAAAACAAAACAAAACAAAACAAAACAACAGACAACAAGCGAACUGGAAAAUAAACAGCUAGCCCUUAACAAUACACAUACUUGGCACAACCUCCUUACCCACAGCCAUACAUACGGACAGUACACAAAUGUGCCAUCUGGAUAUAAGCGUGGUGACCUGUAUGUGGUGGCCUGAAGGCCUGGACUUGUGGAGCUACCACACCUGGAUAACCUUUACUGCUGCUGGAACUCACUGUCGGACACCUCACGCCGUUUGGAUUUGGGCUGCUGAGACUGCUGGGGCCAAGUCGGGGUGAUUUCGUUGGGAUGACUGGGGAAAGGGACAGUUCGGAAUUUGAGAAGACGUCACGAGGGAUAGUUGGUUGGGGUGGGAGU
Molecule: messenger RNA, 1817 nt
Organism: Engraulis encrasicolus (European anchovy)
Lineage: Eukaryota; Metazoa; Chordata; Actinopteri; Clupeiformes; Engraulidae
Gene: pard6a
Product: par-6 family cell polarity regulator alpha
Exons: 5
Coding region: 149-1381 (410 amino acids)
Biological process (GO): establishment or maintenance of cell polarity; centrosome cycle; regulation of cellular localization
Cellular component (GO): cell cortex; apical plasma membrane; nucleus
Molecular function (GO): protein binding
Source: RefSeq, a predicted model, not a curated record